AUGGCAUCAAAACAUGAAGAUUAUCUUUUGGAAAAUGCUGUAAUCCAUAAAGGACCUCCUGUCCGUUAUCGACUAACACCAAAGAGGAAGAAUCUCGAUGGAGAGACUGACAGAGAAUCUAAGUUCAGAAGAUGUACCAUCGGGAAAAAAGAUCCCAAAAACCCGAACAAAACAAUCCUGCUUGUUGGAGGGACCGGGUCAGGAAAGUCAACUCUAAUCAACGGCAUUCUUAAUUAUGUCAUGGGGAUAAAGUUUGAAGACCAAAAAUGGUUUGAGAUUAUAGAUGAAGAGAAGAAAAACACAGCACAGAGUCAGACAUCAGAGGUGACAGUUUAUGAGAUCUUUGGUUUUGAGGGUAAAACACUUCCUUUCUCACUCACCAUCAUCGAUACUCCUGGAUACGGAGACACCAGAGGGAUCGAACACGAUGAUGUAACUACUCAGAAAUUACAUGAUUUAUUCCGCUCAGACGAUGGAGUUCAUGAACUCAAUGCAGUGGGUCUGGUGCUGAAGGCGACUGAGAAUCGACUGAGUGACCGGCUGAAAUACAUCUUUGAUUCAGUGGUGUCUCUGUUUGGAAAAGACAUGGAGGAGAACAUCGUAGCUCUCAUCACACACUCAGAUGGGAUGUCACCUGAUGAUACUCUCCAAGCUCUGGCAGCUGCAAACAUUAAAUGUGCAAAGGAUGAGAGCACCGACCCUGUUCAGCCAGUUCAUUUCCUGUUCAAUAACUGCCAAACCAAACCAAUAAAAAAGGGAUCAGAAAGACUUUUAAAAAUUGCCUGGGAAACAACGAUGGAAGGAAUGGAUCAGUUCACAUCAUUCCUGGGAAAAUCUGCACCUCAAAAACUGAAGACAACUCUGGCAGUCCUGAAAGAGCGAAUCAGACUGACAGCCUGCAUCCAAAACCUACAAGACAGAAUUAAUUUGAUUGAACUAAAACAGACAGAGAUCCAACAGACUCAGGAAGCUCUGAAGAAAUAUGAACAAGAGAUGAAGGAGAAUAAGGACUUUACCAUUGAAGUUGAAGAGGUUUCCAAAAAAAGAAAAGACAUUGUCGCUUGGUGGGACAAUAAAGCUGUCUGCUGUUUAACAUGUGAAGAGAACUGUCACUAUCCUGGAUGCACCCUGGCCUGGAAACCUGAACACUGUGAGGUCAUGAAAAGAGGUCGCUGUACAUCAUGUAGUGGGAAGUGUCCUGCAUCAGAUCAUGUGAAGGAAAGAUGGAGAUAUGUGACCGAGACCAAAACAAUUAAGAAGACCCUACAAGAUGUUAAAGAGAAGUAUGAGAAGAAUAAAACAAAAACUGUGGAGGGGAAGAGCCUGAUGGCAAAUCUUGAAGCAGAGAUUGAAGAACUGAAAGCAGAGAAGAUAAAGUUGCUGGAUGAGUCCUACCAACAUGUUGAACAUCUGGAGGAGAUCGCCCUGAAUGUCUCUCUGAGGUCUCACAGGGUCAAAACCAUAGACUGUGGCUGUGUCUCAAUUCAGGGGCUGCAUCCUUGUAAGGACGCAUUUUAA
Scomber scombrus (Atlantic mackerel) is the source of this 1518-nucleotide messenger RNA. RefSeq lists its product as uncharacterized. The transcript is spliced from 2 exons. Bases 1 to 1518 code for a protein of 505 amino acids. The record is from RefSeq and is a predicted model, not a curated record. Gene Ontology annotation, molecular function: GTP binding. NCBI's taxonomy places the organism in Eukaryota, Metazoa, Chordata, Actinopteri, Scombriformes, Scombridae.